GGGAGGACAGAGAGGACGAGACGGAAGAGCUGAGCUGAUGACUGUAAUAGCGAACGUGUCUGCGCCCUGAGACAGCAGGAAUUCUCAGUGGUUCCUCUGGCAGCGCUGGACGUGAUCACCGACCCGCAGUCUCUUCUUCAGGACCUGAAAUCACUCGUGUUUGAAAGUGCGUCGCAGAAAUAAGGACCAGAUCAGCUGUUUAUUUUGUUUGUUCAUUGAGGGAAGCGGCAAAUUGUUUUGUGCCUCAACGAACCCAGCAUCGUAUCAGACCUGCAACAGGAGUCAGUGGAGAUCAAACUGAUCAGAUUCAUCAUGGAUGAAACACAAACAUCAGGAGAUGAAGAUUUUUCUACAGGAUGCAGAUCAUUUCAUCAGAUGACAUCAUAUCCAGAGCCCAGCUGUGUGUCUAUGAAGAGUGACGCGUCUAUGAAACAACCAAUGAGGUUUAACGGUGGAGAUUCACGGCCUGGUCUCAGAUCAUUUCAUCAGAUGACAUCAUAUCCAGAGCCCAGCUGUGUGUCUAUGAGGAGUGACGCGUCUAUGAAACAACCAAUGAGGUUUAACGGUGGAGAUUCACGGCCUGAUUUCAGAUCAGUUCAUCAGAAGAGAUCAUAUCCAGAGCCCAGCUGUGUGUCUAUGAAGAGUGAUGCAUCUAUGAAAGAACCAAUGAGGUUUAACGGUGGAGAUUCACGGCCUGAUUUCAGAUCAGUUCAUCAGAAGAGAUCAUAUCCAGAGCCCAGCUGUGUGUCUAUGAAGAGUGAUGCAUCUAUGAAAGAACCAAUGAGGUUUAACGGUGGAGAUUCACGGCCUGGUCUCAGAUCAUUUCAUCAGAUGACAUCAUAUCCAGAGCCCAGCUGUGUGUCUAUGAAGAGUGACGCGUCUAUGAAAGAACCAAUGAGGUUUAACGGUGGAGAUUCACGGCCUGAUUUCAGAUCAGUUCAUCAGAUGAGAUCAUAUCCAGAGUCCAGCUGUGUGUCUAUGAAGAGUGAUGCAUCUAUGAAAGAACCAAUGAGGUUUAACGGUGGAGAUUCACGGCCUGAUCUCAGAUCAGAACCAGAGUCCAGCUGUUCGUCUAUGAAGAGUCACACGUCUACGGUUCAGCGAGGACACUUAAAGACUAGAGAUACACGGCCUGGUCUCAGCAAUGAGGUCCUUAACACGUUUAGAUCAAAUCUGAAGAGGAAGUUUGAGCGUCUGUAUGAGGGAACAGCGACGCAGGGAAACUCAACACUGCUGAAUGAGAUCUACACAGAGCUCUACAUCACAGAGAGUGAGAGUGGAGAGAUCAGUAAUGAACAUGAGGUGAGACAGAUUGAGACACAAUCCAGGAGAACAGCAACAGAGGACACAGCCAUCAAAUGCAAUGACAUCUUUACACCUUUACCUGGACAAGACAAAGCCAUCAGAACUGUGCUGACAAAGGGAGUCGCUGGCAUUGGAAAAACAGUCUCUGUGCAGAAGUUCAUCCUGGACUGGGCUGAAGGGAAAGAGAAUCAGGACGUCCAGCUCAUAUUUCCACUUCCUUUCAGAGAAAUCAACUUGAUGAAAGACAAAACACUCAGUCUUUCAGAUCUUCUUCAUGUCUUUUUCCCUGAAACUAAAGAAAUGGAAAUAUCCAGUGAUGAAUAUAAAGUGUUGUUCAUCUUUGAUGGUCUGGAUGAGUGUCGUCUGUCUCUGGACUUUAAGAGUAAAGUGAAACUGUGUAAUAUAUCUGAAUCAGCCUCAGUGGACAUGCUGCUGACGAACCUGAUUGUGGGGAAUCUGCUUCCCUCUGCUCUCAUCUGGAUCACCUCCAGACCAGCAGCAGCUGAUCUCGUCCCCUCUGAGUGUGUCCAUCGAGUGACAGAGGUACGAGGAUUCAAUGAGCCACAGAAGGAGGAAUACUUCAGGAAGAGAAUCAGUGAUCAGAGUCUGGCCAAUACAAUCAUCUCACACCUGAAGUCAUCAAGGAGCCUCUACAUCAUGUGUCACAUCCCAGUGUUCUGCUGGAUCUCAGCCACUGUUCUAGAGAAGAUGUUGAGUCGAGCAGAGAGUGGAGAGAUUCCCAAGACUCUCACUCAAAUGUACACACACUUCCUGAUCCUUCAGACCAACAUCAAACAUGAGAAGGACUAUGAGAAGAAGGUGACAGAUGAAGACAUGAUCCUCAAACUGGGAAAACUGGCUUAUCAGCAGCUUGUGAAAGGAAACCUGAUCUUCUAUGAGGAAGAUCUGAGAGAGUGUGGCAUUGAUGAGACAGAAGCAUCAGUGUACUCAGGAUUGUGCACUCAGAUCUUCAGAGAGGAGUUUGGCUUGUAUCAGGGGAAAGUCUUCAGCUUUGUUCAUCUGAGCAUUCAGGAACAUCUAGCAGCUCUAUAUGCACAUCUCUCCUGUACAAUCAAGAAGAAAAAUGUAGCUGGCCAACUUAAACAAAGUCUGUUAUCUAAGGUUUUAAAACUGAAAAAAUGUAAUUCAUUAUCUGAGCUGCAUCAGAGAGCUGUGGACGAGACUUUACAGAGUAAGAAUGGACAUCUGGAUCUUUUCCUGCGUUUUCUUCUGGGUCUCUCACUGGAGUCCAAUCAGACUCUCUUACGAAAACUACUGACACAGACAGGAAGCUGUCCUUACAACAAAGAGGAAACAGUUCGGUACAUCAAACAGAAGAUCAGAAAGAAUCACUCUCCAGAGAAAUUCAUCAAUCUGUUUCACUGUCUGAAUGAACUGGGUGAUGAUUCACUGAUGCAGGAGAUCCAACGUUAUCUGAAAUUUGGAGAAAUAAGACAAGCAAAACUCUCGUCUUCACAGUGGUCAGCUCUGGUUUUUGUGUUGCUGACAUCAGAGCAGAAGAUGGAUGUGUUUGAUCUGAAACAGUUUAUUGGAUCACAACAUACAGCAGAUGAAGUUCUUCAGUAUCUGUUACCUGUGGUUAAAGAAUCCAGAUCAGUUCGGUAAGUGACACUGAA
Labeo rohita (rohu) is the source of this 2942-nucleotide messenger RNA. Its product is annotated as NLR family CARD domain-containing protein 3. The transcript is spliced from 10 exons. Bases 313 to 2931 code for a protein of 872 amino acids. Lineage: Eukaryota; Metazoa; Chordata; Actinopteri; Cypriniformes; Cyprinidae. The record is from RefSeq and is a predicted model, not a curated record.